GAGAAGAAGAAGCAAGAGAGAACACAUUAUCAUUCACUCUCAUUUAACCAUCAUCAUGGCUGAUGGGGCUGGUGAUGAUUUGUUUAAAGAGCUAUGGAGGUUGUGUGCAGGGCCAUUAAUGGAUGUUCCUUGUGUUCAAGACAGAGUUUUCUAUUUCCCUCAGGGUCACAUUGAAUUGUUGCCAGAACCUACAGAACAAGAAUUGAGGCAGAUGAAGAACCAGAAAUCUCCCAAAUACGAUCUUCCUUCGAAGAUUUUAUGCCGUGUUAUCGAUGUUAAGUGUCUGGCCGAGAUGGAAACCGACGAGGUUUAUGCUCGAAUCACUUUGCAGCCAUCUUCAGAUCAGAAUGAUCCUCUAGAUCCUAAUCCAAUUUGUUCCGAGAAACCGAAACAGAAAUUUUACUCAUUUUGUAAGACACUGAGUACCUCAGAUACUAGCACACAUGGAGGAUUUUCGGUUCUUCGGAAGCACGCUAAUGAAUGCUUGCCUCAAUUGGAUAUGACAAUGGAAAAUCCUACUCAGGAGUUGGUAGCAAAGGAUAUUCAUGGGGUUGAAUGGAAGUUUAAGCAUAUAUACAGAGGACAUCCGAAGAGGCACCUGCUUACAACUGGCUGGAGUGCAUUCGUUGCGGCCAAGAAAUUGGUUGCCGGAGAUUCUUUUGUUUUUUUAAGGGGAGAGAAUGGACAACUGAGAGUAGGCGUUAGGCGUUUGAAUCCGCCACAGAGUCCUACACCUUCGUCCGUGGUGUCGACACAAAACAUGCGCCUUGGGGUGAUUGUUACUGCAAGCCAUUCUGUUAUGACUAGUACCAUGUUUGUGGUUUAUUACAAGCCAAGGACUAGCCAGUUUAUUGUUAGUUUAAACAAAUAUAUUGACACAAUGAACAAUGACUUCAAAAUCGGCAUGCGAUUCAAGAUGAGACAUGAGGGUGAAGAUCCACUUGACAAAAGGUUUUGUGGUACUAUAGUUGGAGUUGGAGAUGAAUCUCGAGAAUGGCCGAAUUCUCAAUGGAGGUCAUUGAAGGUUCAAUGGGAUGAACCAGCAACAAUGCAAAGACCAGAUAGAGUUUCAUGUUGGGAGAUUGAACCUCUUGUUACUUCGCCUUUGAAUACGAUUCAACCGAUGGCGAAGGGAAAAAGAUCAAGGCAUGCUGAGGCUUCAUCUUCUGCUGCUUCAGGUAGCAAAGAAAGCCAAGUAGCUACAAUAUGGCAGCCACCACAUUUGAAUGGCAAUGGAAAUUCUUCUCAAGACCCCGAAAACAACAAAGCCGUCGUCCCGGCCGGUCCAGCUGGCGAAGGCCCGGCACGCGACCACAAUGAAGACAGGAAGAAGGGCAUGGAUUGCUGGUUGUUUGGGGUGAAUUUGACUAGCAGCUAUAGUAAUGUUGUUACCCCUUUGGAGAAAGAACUUUGGUGUGAAGCUUCAACUAUCCUUCAUUGUGGUCCCAAAGAAUCUAUUAUUGUUGGUGCAUGUGAGACUGAGAAGGUUCAGAGUCUCAAUAACCAUUCACUGUCCAACAAGCAGGGCCAUGUACCAUCCAUGAGGACUAGGACUAAGGUGAAAAUGGAAGGUGUAGCAGUUGGUCGUGCAAUUGACUUGACCACAUUAAAUGGUUAUGAUGAACUCAUAGUUGAGCUUGAGAAAAUGUUUGACAUUGAAGGAGAAAUUAUAUCUCAGAAGAAAUGGGCUGUUACUUUCACUGAUGAAGAAAAUGACCUUAUGCUUCUUGGUGAUGAUUUAUGGCAGGACUUCUGCAAAAUGGUGAAGAGGAUUUUCAUUUGUUCAAAGGAGGAUUAA
Arachis stenosperma is the source of this 1798-nucleotide messenger RNA. RefSeq names its product auxin response factor 18-like. Gene Ontology annotation, biological process: regulation of DNA-templated transcription; response to hormone. The transcript is spliced from 14 exons. Lineage: Eukaryota; Viridiplantae; Streptophyta; Magnoliopsida; Fabales; Fabaceae. The record is from RefSeq and is a predicted model, not a curated record. Gene Ontology annotation, cellular component: nucleus. Bases 56 to 1798 code for a protein of 580 amino acids. Gene Ontology annotation, molecular function: protein binding; DNA binding.